Hemibagrus wyckioides is the source of this 4605-nucleotide messenger RNA. RefSeq names its product Rho GTPase activating protein 12b (gene arhgap12b). NCBI's taxonomy places the organism in Eukaryota, Metazoa, Chordata, Actinopteri, Siluriformes, Bagridae. The record is from RefSeq and is a predicted model, not a curated record. The transcript has 20 exons. Gene Ontology annotation, biological process: signal transduction; regulation of GTPase activity. The coding region runs from base 300 to 3029 and encodes 909 amino acids. Gene Ontology annotation, cellular component: cytoplasm. Gene Ontology annotation, molecular function: protein binding.
GGCCGCGCAAGGAACACACACGAGCGCGCGCAUUCGGAGGUAGCGGUGGAGUAGCGCCUUCGUGCUGGUGUGGUUUAGUUGCAAGUGCUCCUCUCUACACCGCGGAAAAGCCUCCUAAAGUUUCCCUCGGGCUUUUCUCGGACCGGCAGGCCUGGCAGCACCGAGUACGCGGACGCAAGAGACGUGAGGAUAGAUGAGCUAAAAGAUGUGGAUCCUUUCAGCCUGCGCCUUCUGAAUCUUUGCACACACACACACACAUACACACACACACACACGAACGCACACAGAUACUGUGAGUCAUGUCUGAGAUGGAGGGUCGCAGUGAUUCAGGCCUUGCCCCAGGGCAGGUCUAUGUGGAAGUGGAGUAUGAUUAUGAGUACAAGGCCAAAGACAGACUCAUUUCCAUACAUCAGGGGGAGUGCUACAUGCUGGUGAGGAAAACCAAUUCUGACUGGUGGCAGGUGAGGCGGGAAGACGGCACUAAGGCUUUCUAUGUGCCUGCACAGUAUGUGCGUGAGGUGAGGCGAGCGCUCAUGCCACCCCCCAAACCACGCAUCAAACCCCCCAUCACCCUGCCUAUCACCCUACCCAUAACCCAUUGUUCCUCGGCCAGUGAAAACCUGCAACAGCGGACACCAUCAGACAUGGUCAGCUUCGGACGGCCGCCCCCUUCCAGCACGCCUUCCCCGUUACCAGAGCAGCACACUCCACCCUUACUGUUGCGGGACUCCAAUCAGAAUGCAGGGAUGAAAGACGUGCUUGCAGAGCUCGCUCUGCUCAACAACAACAACCAUCAUAACCAUCACCAUGGCAACACAGUGCUGCUGCCGCGCACCAGGCCCGAGUCGCCAUCCAAGGAGCCGCCAGGUUGCCGGGGGAAACCCCAAGGAGUGUCACCGUCAGAUACAGACGGAUCAUCGCCAGGAAACGGCUCGGAGGUGUUGCGUAACGAUUCGGAAUCAGGAGACGAGCUGAGCAGCAGCUCCACAGAGCACACACAGGCAGUGUCUCCUAUAGGCCAUGGUCGUCCAGAGUCCCCUGUCUACACCAACCUGCGGGAGCUGAAGGUCUCUCAGUCAUCUUUACCUCCUCAUCCUUCGUCCUCUCCUCUGCAUGUACUGGGGGACUGGGAGACCCAUAAGGACGUGAACGGAAGACAUUUCUACUACAACAAGACCACCCAGGAAAGGACGUGGAAACCUCCACGCUCUCGGGACACCACCGGGGGCAGCCGCGGAGACACUGCCAACACCACCGACAUGGAGCCGCUGUCGUGUGAAGAGAACUGCUUGAGCACACACUCCAGUCAAUCAGACAGUCAGUAUGGCUCACCCCCGAGAGGCUGGUCUGAAGAACUGGAUGAACACGGCCACACACUUUAUGUGUGCGAAUACAAUAAUGAGAAGUGGAUAAAGCAUGUGGAUGAGCAGGGCAGGCCUUACUAUUACAGCGCUGAUGGAUCUCGCUCUGAAUGGGAACUUCCUAAAUACAAUCUUCCUUCUCCAAACACCACCGAUGUUCCUAAAAGUCGCAGUUUGGAAAGGAAGCAGCCAGAUCCAAUAGUCCUGACCAAAUGGCGAUAUAGCACCUUUGUAGACCUCAGUGAUAAGCUGUCAAUCAAAAAUAGGCGCUUCACCAUGGGACACUUCUCCAGAGGUUUCGGCCUAUCGUUGUACAGAUAUCAAGAGUCUGGGACCAACAAACAUAACUCCCCUGACUCUGACUCCUGUCCUUCUUCACCUAAACACUCAUCUACACUGUCAGAAAAGUGUGGUGUUCUCAAUGUCACCAAGAUCACUGAGAAUGGAAAGAAAGUCAGGAAGAACUGGACCUCCUCCUGGACGGUACUGCAGGGUUCCACACUGCUGUUUGCUAAGGGUCAGAACAGCGCCACCAGCUGGUCGUACUACCGCAAUGGCUCAUUCCCUGAGCUCCUCCUCUCGUUGCUAAGCAACUGGAAGCGUUCAGUUAAGCCCCGCCCUGCAGUCUCCUAUAAGCACUUUGGGCCUUAUUCUUUUGGAGGAAACCAGUCGAAGCCAGAAUUUGCAGUGGACCUUCGGGGUGGGUCAGUGGAGUGGGCAUCUAAAGAGAAGUCCAGCAAGAAGCAUGUUAUUGAGCUAAAGACGCGUCAGGGCACAGAGCUGCUGAUUCAGUCCGAGAUAGACAGCGUCAUCACAGACUGGUACAGGGCUCUCACUGAGGUUGUCAAUACACACGCCUGGGAGUCAGAUGAGGCUAUUGAAGAGGAUAUGCCAGAGUCUCCCGGAACAGAGAAACAAGACAAAGAAAAAGAGCAGAGAGAUUUCAAGAAAAGCAAAUCAAUGAAGAGUGCCGCUAUGGAGUCAGCAGAUCAGAAGAAGACCAGAGUCAAACUUAGGAAGUUUCUCACCAGACGACCGACCUUACAGGCUGUCAGAGACAAAGGCUACAUUAAGGAUCAGGUGUUUGGCUGCAGUAUGACCAGUCUCUGUUCCAGGGAGAACACCUCCGUACCCAACUUUGUCCGAAUGUGUAUUGAGCAUGUGGAGAACACAGGCUUAAAUGUUGAUGGAUUGUACAGAGUCAGUGGAAACCUGGCUGUCAUUCAGAAACUGCGCUUUGCUGUCAAUCAUGAUGAGAAGGUGGAUCUAGCGGACAGUAAAUGGGAGGAUAUCCAUGUGAUAACUGGUGCACUGAAGAUGUUUUUCCGGGAGCUUCCAGAGCCCCUUUUCACCUAUUCCUCCUUUAAUGACUUUGUUAAUGCCAUCAAAAACUCAGACUACAAGCAGCGAGUUCAGGCCAUAAAAGAUUUAAUCAAGCAGCUGCCAAAGCCGAAUCAGGAAACAAUGCAAGUCCUAUUCAGACACCUGAAAAGAGUGAUAGAACACGGAGAGGCCAACAGGAUGACGACUCAGAGCGUGGCCAUUGUGUUUGGUCCGACCCUCCUGCGACCUGAGACAGAGACGGGCAACAUGGCUGUCCAUAUGGUCUACCAGAAUCAGAUUGUAGAACUUAUCCUCUUGGAAUAUGACAACAUAUUUGGCAGGUAGAGCCCCUGGGAACUGUCCUCUCAUGUGCUUAUUCCAAAAAUAAUGCCAAACCAUAACCACUGCAGAAUCCAUCAUGUAAAAGCAAAGGCAUGCUUCAUUUGCUGUGGACCAGGCUUAAUACCGAACAUAUAAAGAGAAGAAUAUCUGCAUUAUAACAUUGCUAAAUGGUUGAAAUAACACAAGAAUAUUAAAAAGGUACUUCAUGCACUUCCUGCUUUUGGACUAUUGAAGCUGUGCAGCUGUUUCUCUGGUUUUUAGUAUUCCUGAAAAGGAGCUGCUACUCCUGAUUGAGAAUAAGCUGGAUGGAUUUGUUCAUUUGUUUGGCACAGUGGAUCAUCCUCCAUCCUCCUUGCUCUACCUGGACGUUACACUCAUAUCUGUACCAAUCUGGAUGACGAAUCUGCUGUAGGCUGAGUAUCCUGGAAUAUGAAGAGAUUUCAAGUGUAUGUAUAUAGUGAAUAGUGAAGUAAACCCGAAACUGGAUUGGAGUUUCUUUUUAUUUUUUUCUUGGUUUGGACAAAUCUGCACUUCUGAAUAUUUUUUUCUUAAAAAAUGUAUAAAUGGAACAUUAUGAAAAGCAGUAUUGUUUCUCAACAGCUAAUCUGUGGAGGGAAAGUGAGCCAUUAUUCUAUAUAAAUAUGCGUAACGGCUUUGUCAGUAUUACUCAUUAAAUAACUGGACCCUGAGAAGGAUUUACACGGCUUAAUAGACUUGGUUUUUCUCCGGUCCUGCUUUCCAAGCUUAUGCUAUAUGCCAUUUUGACUGCAAUCCCGCUAUCUGGAAAGAUUUGCAUCCCCUUCCAUAAAUGACUACCAGAUUACUGUCCUGUUCAUCUCAUUGUGACAACAUCUCAACCAAUAGGGUCAUCUAAAGGCUCUGUGAGCUCUGAGGAACUCUGCACUCAAUCAAGUAACUGGACUAUGGCAAUAUUAGGACAAGUGGAACCAUAGUCAGGGGGUUGUUCUCUGUGUUAAAGAAGGACUAAAAUACACAGAUUUCCACGAUUUAGAAUUUACUUAGGUUGCUCAAACUUUCCUAUUUACACCCCGCUUGCAAGCCAUUGGGAUUAUUUCUAAUUCUUCCUCCUUACACUUCUCUCCCCCUUCUUUCCCACUCCUGCGUUACUGGAAUUUGAAAGGGGAGACGUUUGCGUUCAGUCGUGAACGCUCCUGUUUCAGAUCAAUAGAUCUCCUCACCUACUUUUCUCUCUGUACAUCUCCACAUCAGUAUGAACAGCAAAAAGGCAGGGUUGUACAGGAAAUAGUGUUUAUGGUGUGGUCAUGCUGCACAUGCUUUUUUCAGGUACACAUAAUGAAAAGCCUUUUUAUACAGGAGUUCCAAAAUAUAUGUACAGAUUACGGAUAAAAGAUCUUGAAAUCUUUUGAAGUUCGAAAGAUUUCCCUAAUAUUGUAUAAUAAAAUAUUAGAGUAAUAAAUAUGAGAUAUUAAUUGCUUCAGAUGAAGGGUUGUAUUGCAAUGCAUUGUGAACAGCACAUUUGAAUGUAAUUGUGAGACUAACUACUGUUUCUGACAUUGACAUGUCUAAUCCUAAUUAAAAAGAGAUCACAUGCAAACUA